Molecule: messenger RNA, 465 nt
Organism: Histoplasma mississippiense
Lineage: Eukaryota; Fungi; Ascomycota; Eurotiomycetes; Onygenales; Ajellomycetaceae
Exons: 3
Coding region: 1-465 (154 amino acids)
Source: RefSeq, a predicted model, not a curated record
AUGGGAAGCCAAAAGCGUAUCGCCAAGGAGUUCAAUGAGCUAAUGGAGUCGCCCCCGACGGGCAUAUCCGUCACUCUCGCAAAUGGCUCAGACCUUUAUAACUGGAAAGUCCACAUGCAGGGCCCUGAAUCCUCACCAUACAAUGGCGGCAAAUUCAUCAUCAACCUCUCCCUCCCGAGCGAUUAUCCUUUCAAGCCGCCGACGGUCUCCUUUGACACAAAAAUCUACCACCCAAACGUCACCAACGAUGACAAGGGAAGUAUGUGUCUUGGUAUGCUUAAGUCCGACGAGUGGAAGCCCUCAUCUAGGAUCGCUGCUGUGCUGGAAUUCGCGAGGCAGCUGCUUGUCGAGCCGAUGCCGGAUGACGCAGUCGAGGGCCGCAUUGCAGAGCAGUACCGCGAUGAUCGGAAGAGGUUCGAUGAGAUUGCAAGAGACUGGACAAGGAAGUAUGCCUCGGGGAAGUAG